This is a messenger RNA of Setaria italica (foxtail millet), 1755 nucleotides long. Its product is annotated as myb-related protein Hv1. The record is from RefSeq and is a predicted model, not a curated record. NCBI's taxonomy places the organism in Eukaryota, Viridiplantae, Streptophyta, Magnoliopsida, Poales, Poaceae. The transcript is spliced from 3 exons. The coding region runs from base 258 to 1223 and encodes 321 amino acids.
UCAUAUCAGCAAUAAUGCCAAAUUGCUCAUAUGCGAACUGAAGGAGAGAUGAGAUCAGAUGGGACUGAGAGAGAUUGAAAAGCUCGCAUGAGUACCAUCUCUGUCACUGUCAAUAAAGAGUCUGAGCGAGGCAGAACAGCCAGCAGGCAAUCUCAAAGGAAGGAUCGAGCUGAGUGUAGUAGUUAAGCUCUUGCUAGCUAGUGCAGGAAGAUCAAGAAGAAGCCUGCAGCGCCAUACGAGGAGAGAGACCGUCGGACAUGGGGAGGGCUCCAUGCUGCGACAAGGCGACUGUGAAGAAAGGGCCCUGGUCACCUGAGGAGGACAUCAAGCUCAAGGAGUACAUCCACAAGCAUGGCACCGGCGGCAACUGGAUUGCUCUCCCUCACAAAGCUGGGCUGAAGAGGUGCGGCAAGAGCUGCAGGCUGCGGUGGCUCAACUAUCUGAGGCCAAACAUAAAGCAUGGUGACUUCUCUGAUGACGAGGAUAGGAUCAUCUGCAACCUCUUCGCUACCAUAGGCAGCAGGUGGUCGAUCAUCGCAGCACAGCUCCCUGGGAGGACGGACAACGACAUCAAGAACUACUGGAACACCAAGCUCAAGAAGAAGCUCAUGCAUGGCGUUCAGCCUUACACCACCCACAUGCACAACCAUUGCAGCUCCAUGAAGCAGCAGCAGCUCUUGUUCCUCACCGCGUCAGCACCAGCAGCGCCGCCAGAAGCUGCCUGUCCCUUGUCUCUCCAGCACCUCUCGUCCCCUCAUGAUUAUUCUCACCACUACAUCAGCAGCUACGGCUCCUGCAACAGCUCGACGUCCCUCCUCUCCGCCGCCGCAGCCGCCGGCAGCCACGGCGGCCUCCUCAACGGCGAGCAUCAGACGAUGAGCACGUCAUGUUUGGACAGUGACGGCGGCCUUGGCCUGUACUUUGACGAGCUCUGCGCCACCGUCACCACCAGCAGCGGCGUCCAUGGGCAGGGGCUUGGCAUGGAGAGCUUCAUCUUGGGCGGCUUCCAGUUGCAGGAGGACCAUCACAAGGCAAUGCUGGUCGCCGGCGCCGGCGCCGGCGCCGCUAACCAGCUGAAUCAACAGUACAGCGCCGCCACCUCCGGCUGCUACGACGACGAGGCGAAGCCGUUGGUUAGUGUGACGGGCGGCGGCGAUGGUGCCGGUGGUACAAGUAGCAUGUUCUUCUAUGGCAGCAGCUACAGCAACGACGACGAGAGCUAGCUAGUGCAGCUGGAGCACAACAAGGGCGAGGCUACUGGUUACUCCCUCCGUUCUAAAUUACUAUUUAUUUUAAUUUUUCUAGAUAUAUGAUUUUUGCUACGUAUCUAGACAUACCAUAUAUCUAGCUACAUAGUAAAAGUUAUGAAUCUAAAAAAAUAAAAUAAAUAGUAAUUUAAAAUGGGAGGAGUAUAUUAAUUUAUCACAGUGAUCAUAAGCCACGUACUGUACGUACGCUACCGUACCAUAUAGCAGGAUGAGCUAGCUAGCUAGCUACUCCAUGUGACUUAGUACCUAGCAGUAUAUGUUAAUGUGAUUACGUACAAUUAAUUACAUGUAUUAGUGACUAGUUAUCGUAACGAUCAUGUAUGUGAUUUGGUUUUGUUAGCAAGCGGGUGUCAGUUAUGGAUAAAAGGGCCCAAAAUGAUUGGACAGUAUAUUUGCUGGGCUUCGGUACAAGCCCCUAACUUGUUUCGGGGUCAAAAGCCAUAUAAGUUCAUGGGCUAUUUGUUGAGUAUGGAAGGCCCAUAAAAAA